AUGGUGAACAGGACCGGCUCAUCCAGCGUCUGCGUCCAGCGGUUGGUCUCCAGGGACGUUGGCUGCCAGACAGACCCCCAGGAGACACGUCCUCUGGCCACACAGCUGUCCUCAGCAACGCCCCGUCCCCAAUGUAGAAGUGAAGGUGUCCAGGCAACUGUCUCCUGCAAAGAUUUCGGUGUGGGGCCUUCGGAUGCAGACCCUUUGUGCCUGUCAUCGAUACCUGUGAAGAGACCGCCCAAGAGACCCCGUCUAGACCUGGAUGAGGAGCAGGAGGACAGUCCAUUGGAGGGCAGCUCUUUAGUGGACGCUUCUAAGGGACAGGGUCCCGCUCCCGAUCCCGCCGACUCAGUCUCAGCAUCGUCAGACUCUACGCUAAAGUCAGAAGAUUCAUCUGCUCCGACCCACAACAGCAAGAAGUACAUAGUGUACGAGACCUGCAUCAUGGAGUUGUUUAACGUGUGUCCGGUCUGCACGCUGGCGUGUGACGUUAGAACCCAACGGCUCGGGACCUUCCUGUCUGUGAAGCAGUGCUGCCCCCGUUGCUCCUUCAGGAGACACUGGAACAGCCAGCCGGUCGUUGGGAGCACGCCGGCGGGGGACCUGCACCUCUCGGCCGCCACGUACCUGAGCGGGGCAUCUUUCACACAGAUUGAAAAGGUCUUCAAGGCCAUGCAGCUCCAGCUGUUUCGGUCUGAAACCUUUCACCGCCACGCCAGAGCGGUCGUUGAACCGGCGGUUAUUCACCACUGGAACGUCACGCAGGACGGGAAUCUGCAGCGGCUACGUCAGCAGGACAGAGUGAUACUUGGCGGUGACAUGAGGGCCGACGCCCCAGGCCAGUCUGCCAAGUAUGGGAGUUAUUCAACGAUGGAUCUGCAUACUAACACCGUCGUGGACAUUCAGUUGGUCCAGAGCAACGAGGUUGGUGGUAGCUGCCACAUGGAGAAGGAGGGCCUGAAGAGGAGUCUAGCGUUAAUGGAGUCGCGUGGCGUCCGUCUUGAUUGCAUUGUCACUGAUCGUCGUCCACAAGUACAGAAGUUUCUCAGGGAGAGGAACAUAACCCAGUACUACGAUGUCUGGCACAUGGCAAAAGGAAUCUCAAAGAAACUGAGAGCGAUCAGUAAGCAGAAAGACUGCGAGAAACUCAAGAAGUGGAUGAAAAGCAUCAAAAACCACGUCUACUGGACUGCAGCCGGCUCCGCCUCCGGGCCAGAGAGAAUCGCAAAGUGGACCGCGAUCCUGAACCACGUUCGGGACGUCCAUACGCACGAGGAUCCGCUGUACCCCGAGUGUGAGCAUUUGGUCCGCAAGACCACAGACCGGAGUAAAUGGCUCCAAGCAGGUACUUCAUCAGUGUACAAGCUGAAUAUCACAGCAGUACACAGACAACUACACGUACUGUAGUUCUCGAGUCA
Etheostoma cragini (Arkansas darter) is the source of this 1418-nucleotide messenger RNA. RefSeq lists its product as uncharacterized. The record is from RefSeq and is a predicted model, not a curated record. The transcript has 8 exons. Lineage: Eukaryota; Metazoa; Chordata; Actinopteri; Perciformes; Percidae. Bases 1 to 1407 code for a protein of 468 amino acids.